Megalopta genalis is the source of this 2903-nucleotide messenger RNA. RefSeq names its product Protein O-mannosyltransferase rt (gene rt). The record is from RefSeq and is a predicted model, not a curated record. Gene Ontology annotation, molecular function: dolichyl-phosphate-mannose-protein mannosyltransferase activity. NCBI's taxonomy places the organism in Eukaryota, Metazoa, Arthropoda, Insecta, Hymenoptera, Halictidae. Gene Ontology annotation, biological process: protein O-linked glycosylation via mannose. Gene Ontology annotation, cellular component: endoplasmic reticulum; membrane.
UGUACCGUACGAUGCGCAGAAUGAAUAACGAAAGAGAUUUUCGGAGACGAUACCGUUAUGUUAUGUUGUAACUCUCGAACUUGUAGAAUGUUAACCUUAUCUUAAUAGCAAUUCAUUAAUUUUAUAUAUUGAAAGUUCUUUACAAUUUACUGUACAAUUUAGCAAUUUCAAUUCUUUGCGGGACAAUAAGAAAGACUAAAUAUCAUUUUAUCCAGUUUUGAACUUUUUUUAAAGAACAAUGUUGUGUUGAAACCAAUGGUAGAUUGAUGACGUUGGUGACGACGCUAAGGUUCGAGUUGGCUUCAAGUAGUGUUCAAAGAAAGUUUCGCGUUUCUCUUUACUUCUUCAGAGCAGUACGAUCGAGACUAGAUAACAUAGAUAUUGCAAUAGCGCUUUAAUUACAGUGAACUUGUGCAAUGGAACUUAUUCGUCGUAAGCGUGGAAGACCUAAUAUCUUGACUAAACAGUCGCAAGUGCAAAGCGCCAAGUUUGAUUAUUAUGAGCAUAUUCCUGCCAGUUGUACGAAAAAUAUUCAACAAACUAAAAACGAUGAACACGAGCCUUCUGACACUUUUGUGAAAUGUGAAACGACGGAAACAAUGGUAACUGCAAGUAUACGAACACGAAUUAAAAUAAGUUUUGAAAUUGAUUUAAUUUCAAUUAUUUUAUUGAUAAUGGGAAUUUUCACUCGACUUUAUCGUUUAGAAGAACCACGCAGCAUCGUAUUUGAUGAACUACAUUAUGGAAAGUAUGUGGGACUUUAUAUGAAGAAAACAUUUUUUUUCGAUUCGCAUCCCCCUUUGGGAAAACAGCUUAUUUCCGUAGUAACAUAUUUGGCAGGAUUUGAUGGUCAAUUCAAAUUUGAUAGAAUUGGAAGCCCUUAUAUGGAUAAUGUACCUUUGUUCGCGUUGCGAUUAGUACCCGCAUUAUGCGGUAGUUUAUUAAUUCCAACAACGUAUCACUUAAUUUUAGAAUUGGGUUUAAAACAGUGGACUGCAGCAUUAGCAGGGAUAUUACUAUUACUCGAUAAUGCUCUUUUAACACAAUCUAGAUUUAUUUUGAUGGAAAGUAUUCUGAUGCAAUUCUCAUUAUUUGGAUUAAUAUGUAUUAUGAAAUUCAGAAAAGUAAUGGAUCAACCAGCAACUUUAUCAUGGUGGAUAUGGCUAAGUUUAGGAAUUGCAAACCUAACAUGUGCAUUAUGUGUAAAAUAUGUUGGAUUAUAUUCUUUGAUUCUUGCAUUGUCCUUAAUUGCUUAUGAUUAUUGGACCCUAAUAUCCAGAAAGACUUUGUCUAGCACUGUGUUGUAUAUACAUCUUAUAUUGAGAAUCGUUGUAGUGUUGAGUGUAAUCUGUAUCAUUUAUUUAACUGUAUUUUAUAUUCAUUUAUCAAUACUCUCUAAAGCAGGACCACACGACUCUGUGAUGACAAGUGCAUUUCAAGCAAGUUUAGAAGGCGGUCUUGCCAGCAUUACAAAAGGCCAACCAUUAGAAGUGACUCAUGGUUCACAAAUUACUUUAAGACACACAUAUGGAAGAGCUUGUUGGCUUCAUAGCCAUAACCAUAUGUAUCCAUUAAGAUAUCCAGAUGGUCGAGGUAGUUCACAUCAGCAACAAGUUACAUGUUAUUCUUUUAAAGAUGUCAAUAACUGGUGGAUUGUGAAAAAGCCAGAAAAAAAUGAUUUAGUUGUUACUAAACCUCGAGAAUCAGUAAAACAUGGCGACAUAAUACAGUUAGUACAUGGGAUUACAAGUAGAGCAUUAAAUUCACAUGAUGUUGCAGCUGCAAUGACACCUCAGAGUCAGGAAGUGUCUUGCUACAUUGAUUAUAAUGUAUCUAUGCCGGCUCAAAAUCUUUGGAGAGUUGAAAUUGCUAACAGAGAUACCAAUGGGGAUGUCUGGCAUGCUAUCCAAAGUCAAGUGCGUUUAAUACAUGUAAAAUCAGACUAUGCAUUAAAGUUUAGUGGAAGACAAUUACCUGAUUGGGGUUUCAAUCAACAUGAGGUAGUAGCAGACAGAUUAAUAGAUCAGACGGACUCCAUAUGGAAUGUUGAAGAACAUAGAUACACUAAAAGCGAAGAUCAGAAACAGAGAGAAAGAGAAUUAAUUAAUGCUGAAAUGAUUCCACUGCAAGCUACGAGAUUGAGCUUCUGGGAAAAAUUUUUGGAAUUACAAAUAAAAAUGUUCUUUAGUGGUCAAGAAGGACAAAAUAGCCAUAUGUAUUCCAGUGAUCCUUUAGAUUGGCCACUGAUGUCUAGAGGAAUUGCAUAUUGGGUUUCGAAUGAAAGCAAUGCUCAAGUAUAUCUUUUAGGGAAUAUAGUAAUUUGGUAUUCAGCUACAAUCUGCAUGAUUAUAUAUUCCAUUCUAUUUGUGUUUUAUAUAUUACGAAGAAGAAGAAUGUGUUUUGAUAUUACAAACUCAGAAUGGAAUAAAUUUUCUAAUAUUGGAAGUAUUCUAUUAACUGGAUAUCUGCUACACUUUUUACCAUUUAUGUUCGUUCAAAGAACUCUUUUCCUUCAUCAUUAUUUACCAGCAUUCAUUUUUAAGUUAUUGCUUACUGCAGCAACAAUAGAACAUUUAUAUUAUUUAAUUGAAACUCGAUAUCAGCAAAAUAUCUUACUCCAUACAUUAAGAGUCAGUACUCUUGUCUGGAUAGUUUUUAUUAUAUAUAUAUUUAAAAAGUUUUCUCCGCUUUGCUAUGGAACGACACAUCUAAGUGCCAAGGAAAUUGUAAAUUUGAGAUGGCGAGACACAUGGGAUUUUAUUGUUCAUAAAACUUAAAGAGAUACUCAAAUUUAAUAUAAGUAUAUAUUGAUAAGUACAAUAAGUAAAUAUUGAUAAGAUUAUUUGUUUAUCUGUAUCAAAAAAUUUCUUUUAAAGUAUGUAAAACAUAUUGAUUACGUCAAA